Molecule: messenger RNA, 360 nt
Organism: Paramuricea clavata
Lineage: Eukaryota; Metazoa; Cnidaria; Anthozoa; Malacalcyonacea; Plexauridae
Source: the annotation of a GenBank genome assembly
AUGAACUCCACUUUUGCCGACAUGCUUUUCCCUGCUGACGAAGCACCUUACCUGUCGACCUAUGUGGAUGAUAUAUUGUCCCUCAGUAGUACUUCAGCCAAAUCUACAAGCUCGAGUGAAAUGGAAUCUUUGAUGGAUGUAAAAACACUAGUUGUUCUCGAGUCAUGUCUCGAUGUUGAUGUUGAUUUAUCGCCAGAGAAUGAGUUAGCACAAGAUCAGUUAAUUGCCCUGAAACCUUCCUUGUUUGAAUUCAGAGAUGAACAACGUUUAUGUCCUAAAUUAAUGCCAAUCAUUCAGUAUCUAACAGAUCUAAGUCCAGAACAGUCUCCUGAGAAGCAUUCAAAAUUUCAAGGAUACGAG